AAAUAUUUUUGCAGCUUGAACAAUUCAUUUUCUAUUUCGUUUCGAUAUUUAUAACUGCGUUGAUCAUUUUCAAGUAAUUCUUGGGAGUAUUUCAAUAAUUUCAGUUUGUCAAAUCUAAAAAAGUGAAAACAUUUACUCGCAAAUUAGAGUUGAAAGUUUUCAGAUGAUAUCUUUCUUAUCGACGCAAAAUAUGACUGAGAAUUUAGUUGCAAAAUUUUCCAAGAGGGCGUUAGUGCAUAGUGAAUUUUCAAACUACGUAGACAGACCCAGUAAAACUGGCGGUUAUAAUGUUAUGAAUGAUUUUAGCAAGCCUUUCAAGUCGGUGGCUUUGCUCAAGGAAAAGGAAAAACAUUAUCGUAAUAAUAGUCGCAUGACAAAUGUCUGAUAAAAAGUUAACGAGUGGCAUUGUUACCUUCAGCGAAGCAGAAUAUAAUGAUUAUCAAAAAUCUCUAUCGUCAAGAAAAGAAUGGCCCGGUAUCAAUGUCAAUGCUGCUAAAGAUUCACGGGUAACGUUAAACACACCGAUGCUAAUUAUGGAGUUGUAUCGAUUAGUGCCUUAUAAGGAAGGCCGUUAUAUACACUUUCACCCAUUCAAUAUGCCCCAUAUUAAAAUACGUAAGAUCGAGCUAGUUGGACUUGUCACAAAUGUUAAACACAACAUCAAUAAUCUGUUUCUGACAAUUGAGGAUGGCACAAGUGUGAUAGAGAUUCACUAUAAACUACAGCAGUACAUGUCCACGGUGGAACAGAGGCGACAGAUUAAUGAAAAGUAUAGAUACCAAGCUGAAAAUUUAAGACAAAGUGAAACCAAAGUAGUUGCAAAUCUUCCAAAUAAACUUCCUCAACCACGUCCAGGAUUCUGCUAUUCACGUGAUACGUGUCUGCAAGAUGUAGCUGUGCUGGAAAACGAAUGGUGGUUAGAGACAAACAAUGGCUUUUUGGGUAAAACCAUUCUGCCUUCUGAUUAUAUAUACGUCAUUGGAUAUCCAUCUCUCGACGUGAGAUUUCAAGAGAUACCGCAAGAUAUUACAGCAGAGUUUAUUGAACAUGCAAAACUGACCGUGUUUGCGCUAUCUGUCACGUGUAUUUCAGAAGAGACAUACAAUAACAAAUUAUCAGCAUGGAUAAAUACCACUGUUUCUCAAAGAUAUAAAGAAGCAGAAAAGGACCUGACUGUGCCGCGAAAAAUAUCUGAUGCGUCUAAGGAUGAGAUAUUACAUUGAGAUAUAAUUUAUAAUUACAUAUAUGUUCAUAAAUACAUAGAAUGAUCCUCAACACGAUUGAGUAAUUAACUUCGAUAUACUUGAAAUCAAUCAAAUAAAUUCAAUAAAUCACGGAAAAAAUGA
Molecule: messenger RNA, 1346 nt
Organism: Ooceraea biroi (clonal raider ant)
Lineage: Eukaryota; Metazoa; Arthropoda; Insecta; Hymenoptera; Formicidae
Source: RefSeq, a predicted model, not a curated record